AUGUCUCACAAAAGAUUGGCUGAAAAUAUUCUUAUUAUUGAUUGGGGAUAUAGUACAAGUAAUUCUGAAAGUACUAAAUUUGCAGGUGCAUUGGAAUGUAUGCCAAAUGAAGUCCUGGAAUCAUUAAUCAAUGGGGAAGAGAUCAUUUAUGGGCCAAAAGUUGACUUGAUGUGUUUUGUGCGUUCAUUUUAUUUAAUGAUCCAUAGACCAUCACUGGAUAGGUCUCCCUUUGAUAAAGAUUAUGAUAUUAAAAAACGAGCACAGACAUUGUUAAAUUUCUGGAGUGGUUGUGGAAAAUCAGAUGUAUGGGACAGUAUUUAUAAUGCAAUAGAGGAAUUAGACUAUGACAAAUUAAUUCAAGAGCUUGAGAGGAUUUUUUAA
Molecule: messenger RNA, 381 nt
Organism: Entrophospora sp. SA101
Lineage: Eukaryota; Fungi; Glomeromycota; Glomeromycetes; Entrophosporales; Entrophosporaceae
Source: the annotation of a GenBank genome assembly